UCUCCGGAGCCAAACUCGAUCAAUCAAAACGACCUAAUAUUCAAUCAAAACCAAACGGAUCAAAUCAAAAGUCUGGGAAACGGAUAAUCAGGGACGGAAAGGUAAUGGUCCCAACAUCGGAAUGCGGGUCCCGAAUCAAUCUAGAAAGACAUUUCCACCUUUUAUCACUUCGGCCAAGCCUUUCACCAGUUUGGCAGUAGCUUUCCAUUUUCGGCAAUGCCCCUUCCUUCUCCUUCUUCUUCUUUUCCUUUCGUUUAAUUAAAGUAUCUUAGGAAAAGGAAAAAGAAAGGAAGGAAGGAAAGGAAGAAAAUCGGAGAGAGAUAUCAUGGCGAGGGGAAAGAUCCAGAUCAAGAAGAUAGAGAACAAGACCAGCAGGCAGGUAACGUACUCGAAGAGGCGGACCGGUCUGUUCAAGAAGGCCAACGAGCUCACCGUGCUCUGCGAUGCCAAGGUUUCUAUCAUAAUGUUCUCUAGCACUGACAAGCUCCAUGAGUACAUCAGCCCUUCCAUCACAACGAAGCAAUUAUUUGAUCAGUACCAAAAGACCUCAGAGAAAGAUCUUUGGAGCUCUCAUUAUGAGAGAAAUCUAAAAAAACUAAAGGAGCUUAAGGAGGUGAAUGGGAGCCUAAGAAGGGAGAUAAGGCAGAGGAGGGGUGAAUCUCUGAAUGAUCUGAACUUGACGGAAUUGCAUGGUCUUGAGCAAGAAAUGGAGGCUGCUGUCAAGGUUAUUCGUGACCGUAAGUAUCGGGUGAUUACUAACCAUAUUGACAUUCACAAGAAAAAGUCAAGGAAUGCUGAAGAAGUACAUGGAGUUCUUCUGCAUGAACUUUUUAUUAAGAAUGCAAGAAAUGAAGACCCACAUGGGUUAGUCGAUAAUGCAGCAGGGGAUUAUGGUUCCUUCGUUGGAUACUCAAAUGGAGAUUCUCACAUAUUUGCUUUAAUUACGCCUGCAACCUUACCAGCCUAAUUUUCAUAGUGGAUCGGGGUCAGAGCUCACAACAUAUACCUUACUUGAGUAGACCUUAUGAUCACCACACAAAUUCCCCCGAUUCAGUUACCAAUAUUUUAUUUCCAGAAUGCAAAUUAUUUGUAGUAUCAGCGUUUAGAUCUAAUGACUUGAUCAACUUUAUGUAACUACAUACAAUAUUCUGUCGUUCUUCUUCUAGUUGUACGUGAGAGAACAUGCAUGCAGUUGACUUAUUUGCUUUCUGAUUAAUAUAGCAUGACGAAGUUAGAAUCUCGUUUAAUUAA
This is a messenger RNA of Alnus glutinosa, 1251 nucleotides long. RefSeq names its product agamous-like MADS-box protein AP3. The record is from RefSeq and is a predicted model, not a curated record. Bases 326 to 967 code for a protein of 213 amino acids. Gene Ontology annotation, biological process: positive regulation of transcription by RNA polymerase II. Gene Ontology annotation, cellular component: nucleus. The transcript is spliced from 7 exons. NCBI's taxonomy places the organism in Eukaryota, Viridiplantae, Streptophyta, Magnoliopsida, Fagales, Betulaceae. Gene Ontology annotation, molecular function: RNA polymerase II cis-regulatory region sequence-specific DNA binding; DNA-binding transcription factor activity, RNA polymerase II-specific; protein dimerization activity.